CAUGUAUUACAGUAUUGGUUUAAAUACCUAGAGUGUAACUGUUAUUUUGCACUAUGUUUGAAAAUAAAAAAAUGUGAAUUACAAAAAAAAAGAAAUACAGAAAACCAAAGGAAAGCAGUGUUAACACCUUAACUACACAAGGGAAUAAAAAAUAAAGAAUUUCAAAAAUGCAUACAUUCUUUUGACAGCACACACACUAUGUGUAAUCUUUCACACCAAAUGCCCGGCCCCUAGGAACUAUUAAGACACGCCUCCACUGAAUGCUUCAAGUAAUUUUUAGGGAAUAUGUGAGGUUCAGACCUGGUGCGCAUGGUGGCACGUCAUACCCACCUGAAAAUCCAGAGAAGUGACACUCAGCUGUGUUGCUGCAGCAGUGACAAAAUGGCAGAGGCGACGGCUCCGUUUGCUCAGAACACAUCAUCAGGGCUAAAUUUAAUCGCGUCACUCCAAGAUUCUUUAACAGAUGGACUGGACUCUGUGGAGGAGCUAGCGUCCCUCUCUUUUCCCAUUCAACCUCCAUCUCUCUCUGCAGUGCAGGAGCUGGUUUACUGGCGUGAGCCCAAGAAGUCGGCCACAGUGUUCAGCAGCUCUCUGCUGGUGCUUUUUGCCCUGGCCACGUGCAGUGCCAUCACCGUCGUGUCCUAUGUGCUCCUGGCUGUGCUCUGUGUCACAAUCACAUUCCGCGUGUACAAGUCGGUCAUACAGGCCAUACAGAAAUCUGAUGAAGGACACCCAUUCAAAAAUCUGAUGGCAAGAGACAUCAGUAUUUCACCACAGAAGUUCCGGAGGCAUGUGGACUAUGCCUUGACCCAUAUUAACCGAGGCAUUUUAGAGGCUAGGAGAUUGCUCCUGGUGGAGGAUGUGGUGGAUUCACUAAAAUUGGCUGGUGUGAUGUGGCUGUUGACGUUUGUGGGAGCUGUCUUCAAUGGUAUCACUAUCUUAAUUCUAGCGGACAUCAUUUUCUUUAGCACACCUCUAGUGUACGAGAAAAAUAAAACACAAAUUGAUCGUUACAUUGAACUUGUUCGCUCUCAAAUUCAAAGCAAGCUGGCAAAGUUGCAAGAUAAACUCCCGGGAGCUGUGAAACGCAGUAAAGCAGAGUGAUCUGCUAUUGCAUCCCAAAGACCAGUGUUCUCUGCCAGAUCCAAACGGCAUUUUUAGCCUGACUUUGAUAGGACCAAAAUGUUUUAUAAACACCGCUACUGCAAAUAUUG
Alosa sapidissima (American shad) is the source of this 1214-nucleotide messenger RNA. RefSeq names its product reticulon-3-B-like. Bases 310 to 1104 code for a protein of 264 amino acids. Gene Ontology annotation, biological process: neuron differentiation; brain development; endoplasmic reticulum tubular network formation. The transcript has 7 exons. The record is from RefSeq and is a predicted model, not a curated record. Gene Ontology annotation, cellular component: postsynaptic density; neuron projection. Lineage: Eukaryota; Metazoa; Chordata; Actinopteri; Clupeiformes; Clupeidae.